GUCCGCAGCUCACUGGAAGGAAAGAUUAUCACUGGAUAGUGACUUAACUUUAGAAAAAAGAAAGUCAGAGGCUUAAAACUACGUGAGGAUUGCAGAAUCUAAACACCCCUAAUAUACAGUUACAUUACAUUUACAAAAAUGUGGAUGAGAAAAGGCUCUAUAAAUGAAGAGUCAUAUUCUCUGGUGGACAACAUGCUUGAAGAGAUGACAGAGGACACCUGCAAUGAAAUCCACAAUUCAAAAGGAGAGCAACAAACAGAAAGUAUAAUCAACUCGGCACCCCAAAAUAGGCCAGGUGUGGAAGAGACUGGCAAGAAGGUGCUUGAUACUUUCAAACAGAUUCUGAGUGAUACCUCAAACACUCAAAAUCUUUCCUUUAAAACUGCAGUGUUGCAAAGGUGGGGUCAACAAUAUGGCUUUACCAUUAACAGUAAUCCUCAAGACUACCCUUGUGAGUACCUUCAGGAAAUAGAGCGGUUUGUAGAAAACCACUUUCCCACACUGCCAUCAAAGGGAUCACAAGGAUGUCAUGAUGAGUUAAAGAACUUCCUAAAUAACACAGAGAAGACAAUAUGCAACGAGGUGCUCCGUUUAACACCUUUACUGAAAGAUUCUGGGCUGCUAGUUCCUCUAAAGGAUAGUUACAGCCGUCACCUCUUUACCACGUUGGACCCGCUCCUAAACAGUGAUCUGUCUGUAAAAGAGAUAUACUGGCUUAUUUCAUGGGGAAGAGAUGUUUUCUUCAGGCAGGACUCACUAAAUUUCCUUGAAGUGUAUGACCCUCUGUUGUUGACAGGAUGGUUUGAAAAAGCAAAAAUAACACUGCUGAAAGUGCUUCCGAAUUACAUUUCCACAACUCUACAGAACAUCCUUUGCAAUGAUGAGCACUAUGGACAUAAUGAAACAUCAAUGGAUCAAGAAACUUUUAACAGAGUUCACAUAGAUGUCACUCAGUGCUUAAACAGUGUUAUAUUGGAGGCUAAAAAGGUUGGUCUGACCUUGAUGGAUGAGGUACAAAAACUCUGUAGUGGAGAGCUACACAUUUUUGUUCAGAAGUAG
Molecule: messenger RNA, 1059 nt
Organism: Labeo rohita (rohu)
Lineage: Eukaryota; Metazoa; Chordata; Actinopteri; Cypriniformes; Cyprinidae
Exons: 7
Coding region: 139-1059 (306 amino acids)
Source: RefSeq, a predicted model, not a curated record